UGUGGCUUCUUUCACCUCGGUCAAGCAGGCAUCCUUCUUUUAAAAGAACUAGAAUCGUCUUCUGGAAUGAGAGGAAGGCUGUUCUUAGCCAACAGCCACAAAGAGAGCGGCGGCAGCGUUGCUAGGCAACUACACGUGAGCCAAUCGUGGGCGAGAGAGGAGGAGCUCCGCUCCCGUGAGGAAGUGAUGGGGGCCGGCCGAGAGUCCCGCCCCCCGGGGAAACUCCAGCCCGCUUGUCACUCAUUGAAGACUCAGCCCCGCCCCCAUGGUCAGCGUCCAGUCACCCGGGCCGGGCUCCGCCCCCGACGCCUCACGCCCCCGGUUCCUCCCUCUCCCGCCCUCUGCCACGCCCCGAGGAGCGUUCCUGCCAUUUGGACCGUCUCCCUUAAUCCUCAGCUACUUGGCUUCCCGGCGGCGGGGGCGGCAGCGACAGCUGGACAUGGAGUCCAAAGCGUUUGGAGAGCCUGACACGGGCGAAGUGCUGCCCCAGCACAGGCUCGACCUGGGCUCCCUGGAGGCCUACCUGCGCCGGCACCUGCCCGGCUUCGGAACCGAGCCCCCCGGGGCCCUGACGGUGGCCCAAUACAGAUCGGGACAGUCAAAUCCAACCUUUUACCUUCAGAAGGGAUGUCGAGCUUAUGUACUCAGAAAAAAACCACCUGGCUCUCUCCUUCCUAAAGCACAUAAGAUUGACAGAGAAUUCCAUGUGCAGAAAGCCUUGUUUUCCAAUGGAUUUCCAGUCCCUAAGCCUUUACUCUACUGCAAUGAUGUCUCUGUGAUUGGAACUCAAUUUUAUGUGAUGGAGCAUAUACAGGGUCGCAUCUUUCGCGAUUUCACACUUCCAGGAGUUAGCCCAGCAGAACGAUCUGCCUUAUAUGUGGCUAUGAUCGAAACCUUGGCCCGGUUGCAUUCAUUGAAUAUACAGACCUUGGGUCUGGAAGUAUAUGGUAAAGGAGAAGGAUACUGCAAGAGACAGGUGUCAACAUGGACAAAGCAAUAUCAAGCUGCAGCUCAUCAGACCAUUCCUGCUAUGAACCAGCUUUCUGUCUGGUUAAUGGAAAACUUGCCGGAUCAGGAUAAGGAGCAAAGUUUGGUUCAUGGGGAUUUUAAAAUAGAUAAUUUGAUUUUCCAUCCAAAAGAGGCUCGUGUAAUUGCUGUUUUGGACUGGGAGCUUUCAACCAUUGGCCAUCCUUUAUCAGAUUUAGCAUAUCUUUGUUCCAUCUUCUUUUUGCCCAAGGACCUUCCACUGUUAAAUCAAAGUAAUAAUUUGCAACAUAGUGCAGGGAUACCAUCAGCAGAAGAACUGGCAUUAAUUUAUUGCCGCUGCAGAGGAAUUAGCACUGCACUUCCUAACUGGAACUUCUUUCUUGCUCUUUCAUAUUUUAAAUUAGCUGGAAUAAUGCAGGGAGUCUAUGCCAGAUAUCUUCUGGGAAAUUCUGCAUCUGAAACAAGUCAUCUGUUUGCUGAUGUUGUCAAACCCCUAGCAGAGACUGGACUACAACUCACAAAGAGAACUUUGAAUGCUACAGUUUCACAGUCUGAUCCAACGGGAAGAUUGUUCCUCCAGAGUAAGACAGGCCAAGAAGUUCUGCUGAAAGUGAAGCAUUUUAUGCAACAAUACAUACUGCCAGCAGAAAAGGAGGUAAUAGAGUUCUAUAUACAAAAGGAAAAUUCUCUGGACAAGUGGAAAAGGCCUGCAGUGAUUGAAAAACUUGAGGAAAUGGCCAAAGCCGAGGGGCUUUGGAACCUCUUUCUGCCAGCUCUCAGCGGCCUCAGCCAGGUGGAUUAUGCAUUGAUUGCGGAAGAAACAGGAAAAUGCUUUUUUGCUCCAGAUGUUUUCAAUUGCCAAGCACCAGACACGGGAAAUAUGGAGGUACUUCACCUAUAUGGAAGUGAAGAGCAGAAGAAACAGUGGCUUGAACCUCUUCUCCAAGGAAGAAUGAAAUCUUGCUUUUGCAUGACAGAGCCUGAUGUUGCCUCUAGUGAUGCUACUAAUAUUGAAUGUACUAUUGAACGAGAUGGUGAUAGCUAUGUCAUCAAUGGCAAGAAAUGGUGGAGUAGCGGAGCUGGGAAUCCAAAAUGUAAGAUUGCCAUUGUCUUGGGUAGAAAUAAGAGUUCUUCUGCAUCCAGACACAAACAGCACAGCAUGAUACUGGUUCCAAUCAACACGCCAGGAGUGAAAUUGGUAAGGCCAUUGUCGGUCUUUGGAUAUUUGGAUAAUUUCCAUGGAGGACAUUUUGAAAUACAUUUUGAUAAAGUACGAGUACCUGUUUCCAACAUGAUACUAGGUGAAGGAAGGGGCUUUGAGAUUGCCCAAGGCCGUCUUGGACCCGGCCGCAUCCACCACUGUAUGAGAUCAAUAGGUAUGGCCGAAAAGGCUUUACAGAUCAUGUGUGAGCGAGCAGCCCAGAGAGUGACCUUUCAGAAGAAAUUAUAUGCACACGAGGUGGUGGCCCACUGGAUCGCUGAAAGCCGCAUCGCCAUCGAGGAGGCGCGCCUGCUGACCUUGAAGGCAGCCCACAGCAUUGACACGCUGGGCAGUGCCCAGGCAAGGAAGGAGAUUGCCAUGAUCAAGGUGGCCGCCCCACGGGCAGUCUGCAAAAUUGUUGACCGGGCAAUCCAAGUCUGUGGAGGAGCUGGAGUUUCUCAGGAUUUUCCUUUAGCCAAAAUGUAUGCCAUGAUUCGAACCUUACGAAUAGCAGACGGGCCCGAUGAAGUUCAUCUCUCAGCAAUUGCAAAAAUGGAGUUGCGGGACCAGGCCCGCAAGCUGACUGCCAGGAUGUAGGGCUGGGUGGUUCUGGCACCACCAGAUAUUCUAGAUGUCGGGCACAGCUGCACCUGCUUAAGUAGCAUAUGAAUCAUGAUGGAUAAUUGGCCCUUCAUUUUUAAUCUUGUGUUUUUGUAGGAAUCAAAGCAUAGGAAAUAUUAGAUCAAAUGUUCAUUUUUUACAAAUUAUUAGCCAUUUUGCAUAUAAUUAAUUUACUUUAAUUUUAGUAUCUCUUUUAUUAGGCAAAUUUUCCAGUGGAAGAUAUAUUCCAAACAGCUAAUUCUUUAGCUCUCAGUCUCCCAGGCUGACGUAGAAUUUUUGAUUGGACUUUUGACUUUUUAAACUUCUGAUUUGAGUAAAGUGAUGGCAAAGAAACAAAAUCAUAAUAAAAGUGGCUUUUUAAAAAGAGCCAGCAUAUUAGUUUUGAGGCCCUGAGUUCUGUUUGUCCAUUUGGAUAUUUUUUUUUAGGGAAACAUUUAAAGCAUAGAUUUUCAACCUGAUCUUCAUGAACUUAUUUGUUGUUGUUGUUUACUAUUUUGAUCAUUAUAUUUCACUGUGAUUGAUUAUUUUUGUAAUCCCCUGUUGUAGUUUAUGCGUUUAAAAGCAAGAUUCUGAGGAGGAGUAUAGACAUUUCCCUAACUGCCCAAUGGGCCCAUGACACCCAGAAAAGGUCAGGACUUCUUAUUAAAGGAGGAUUCGAGUGCGGCUUGGUAGUAAUAUAAAGGAAAGCCUUUGCAACAUCAUUGUGAAGAAAUUAGUGUGCUCCCUGCCUUUAAAUUCAAGGUCACUAAGUCAUCAAAUCUGACCCAUACAGAACAUUAUGUCCAAUGCUGAGGAUUCAGGGACCAGAACAAAACUGCUCUUGUCCUUAAGGAAUUUUCAUUCUAGCUUUAUACAUGAACAGGUUGUGUUGUUCAAUGGGCAGGAUUUGCCACAAACUGGCUUAAAUUAAUUAUGGUUAUAAAUUGUAAUGCACUUCUAGCGCCUCUAAAUUCUAAAUAGUAUUUCAGAUCUCCUGUGAAUUAAACACCUGAUGUGGCAGGAAAGCGAUCAGGGAACAACUUUUCUCAUACUGGCGGACAGACUAGCAGGCCAUUGUCUUGUCUUCAGGAUGGCACAUCAUUUUGCUGAACCUGCAGAUCAGACCUAACUUACUCGCUUCCUGCCAAAGUGAAAAGUUUUGUUAGAUGUAAACCUUUCAGAAAUGCUUUGAGAUCUUUAGAGUUUUCUUAAGAUUGUUCAAAUGGAGAGCCCUCACUUAUUCUAUGUGCCAACAUUGUUACUGGGAAAUCAAGUAUAUUGCAAAAUACAACGUACUGUGCGUAAAGUAACACAAAUAUUGUAAGAUGAUUUGUUCUUCUCAGCAAUACAAUGAUCCAAGACAUCUCUGAAGGACUUGGGAUGAAAAUUACUAUUCA
Messenger RNA from Sarcophilus harrisii (Tasmanian devil), 4185 nucleotides. It is a transcript of the gene ACAD11, whose product is annotated as acyl-CoA dehydrogenase family member 11. Gene Ontology annotation, molecular function: oxidoreductase activity, acting on the CH-CH group of donors; flavin adenine dinucleotide binding. Gene Ontology annotation, cellular component: mitochondrion. The record is from RefSeq and is a predicted model, not a curated record. NCBI's taxonomy places the organism in Eukaryota, Metazoa, Chordata, Mammalia, Dasyuromorphia, Dasyuridae. The transcript has 20 exons. The coding region runs from base 266 to 2785 and encodes 839 amino acids.